AUGGUUCCAGCUCCAGGCUUUAGCCAUCUCCAUCCACUUAUUGAGUUCUCAAAACGACUCGCCGUUCAUCAACCUCACUUCCACCUCGCCUUCUCCAUCCCUACACUUGGUCCUCCUUCUCCAGCUAUCAUUUCCAUCUUCGAAUCUAUCCCACCACAAAUAGACUUUACUAUUCUUCCACAAAUCAACAUGGAAGACCUCAAAGCUCAAAACACAGAAACACAAAGUUGCAUAUGCCUCCAAGGAAAGGAUCUUAUGGAUCCAGUUCAAGAAAGAUCUAGUCAAGCUUACAAAACAAUCCUUCAUGCAUGCAAAAAGUACUGUUCACUUGAUGGGAUCUUAGUGAACAGCUUUGUAGAUUUGGAACGAGAGGUAGUAACAGCUCUACAACAAAGUAAUCAAAACCACCCUUUGGUUUAUCACGUGGGCCCUAUUAUACAGACAAGAAAGACAAACAUAAAUGAGUCGAAUUCAGAGUGUUUAACAGGGUUAACAGGGUUGGGCCAUCAGUCACGAAACCCAGUUCUCUAUAUCUCUUUUGAGAGUGGUGGAACUUUGUCAAAUGACCAGCUUGAGGAGCUAGCCUUAGAGUUAGAGAUGAGUGGCCACAAGUUCCUGUGGGUCUUGAGGACUCCAAGUGAAGUGGCCAAUUCGGGUUAUUUGAGUGCACGGAAGGAUGAUCCACUUGAUUACUUGCCUAAAGGAUUUCUAAAGAAAACCAAUGGCCACGGGUUUGUGGUCCAAUCAUGGGCCCCACAGAUAGAAGUUCUGAAACAUGAAUCCACAGGUGGAUUCUUGACUCAUUGUGGUCGGAACUCAACGCUCGAGGCUAUGGUCUGUAGCAAGCCAAUGAUCAUGGGGCCAUUAUUUGCAGAGCAGAGGAUGAAUGCAGUGAUGCUAACUGAGCAAUUUAAGGUUACAAUAAGACCGAAAGUUUACGAGAAUAAGAAUGGUAUUGUAAGGAGAGAGGAAGUUGCUAGAGUUGUGAAAAUAUUAAUGGAAGGUGAUGAAGGCAGAAAACUUCAAACAAAAAUUCCAGUGUUUAAAGAUGCUGCUGCUAAAGCCCUAAGUGAAGACGUGAACAGCUUCGCAGAUCUGGAACAAGAGGUACUAACAGCUCCACAAGAAAAUAAUCAAAACUGGCCUUUGGUUUAUGCUGUGGGGCCUAUUAUACAGACAAGAUCGACAAACAUGAAUGAGUCUAGUUCAGAGUGUUUAACUUGGCUGGAAAAUCAGCCGCGAAACUCAGUUCUAUACGUCUCUUUUGGAAGUGGUGGAACAUUAUCACAAGAGCAGCUUGAAGAGCUAGCCUUUGAGUUAGAAAUGAGUGGCCACAAGUUCUUGUGGGUGUUGAGGGCUCCAAAUGAAGUGGCUAGUUCGGCUUUGUAG
Neltuma alba is the source of this 1389-nucleotide messenger RNA. Its product is annotated as hydroquinone glucosyltransferase-like. NCBI's taxonomy places the organism in Eukaryota, Viridiplantae, Streptophyta, Magnoliopsida, Fabales, Fabaceae. The transcript is spliced from 3 exons. Gene Ontology annotation, molecular function: UDP-glycosyltransferase activity. The coding region runs from base 1 to 1389 and encodes 462 amino acids. The record is from RefSeq and is a predicted model, not a curated record.